AUGCCACCGAAACGUAGUUCUACAGAAGCUGGACUUGAGACCAUCAGCCGGACGAGACAUCUCACCAAACGCCCACGUCGAAUGCCGAAUCAUGAGCGCAGCAGCGAUAGUGAAAGCUCAGGUCCUUCAUCCGCUUCAGAUCUAGAAAGCAGUCCUGUGGCAUCUGCGAACACAGCUGCCACGAGCACCAGCUCUAUAGCCAGCUCGACAUCCAGCGAUUCGGAGAGCAGCGACGAGAGCUCGGACGGCAGCGAUAGCGAGGACGAAGUACAGGACGAUCCCGAUGCAGAAAUCAUCACUAUUCGACCAACCACAUCCAAGCCUUCUAUCGACCCUGCCAGGGUAAAAAGCUAUGCGAAAGAACUACAAGCAAGACUGGAUGAUUUUAUGCCCAGGCUCCGACAAGCUAAUAACGACCUGGCGGCCAAGGGCAGCAGUCUGAGUAUGGAGGACGUUACGGAAGGAGAGCAGCAUAUUGAGAUGAAUCUCGGUCUCGGCGUUCUCGAGCAGACGGGCGAUGAGAGCAACAAGUCCGGUGAUGUUGCAGUGAGAGCAGAGGCAAAGUCGCCCAGUAGCAGUGACGAUGCUGAUGAGGCGUCGGACGACGAGGCAAAUAUUAUGUCGCGAUUGAUGAGCGCUCCGGCGACGAAUGGCAAGAUAUCGAUACAGGAAGUGCCCACAGUCGACGAGCAUUAG
This is a messenger RNA of Pseudocercospora fijiensis CIRAD86, 696 nucleotides long. RefSeq lists its product as uncharacterized. NCBI's taxonomy places the organism in Eukaryota, Fungi, Ascomycota, Dothideomycetes, Mycosphaerellales, Mycosphaerellaceae. Gene Ontology annotation, biological process: box C/D snoRNP assembly. The record is from RefSeq and is a predicted model, not a curated record. The transcript has a single exon. Bases 1 to 696 code for a protein of 231 amino acids.